AUGCAUAGAUCCAAAACCGAAUCCAGAAACCCGUCAUUCUCCUCCACUCUCCUCGAUGAAAUCUACAAUUCCAUCGAUCCUAAAACCCACAAAGCACAACCUUUUAUCGGCUCUGUUAACACUUCCAAAAAACAGAGCAUAAGCGUAACCAGAUCGGUUCCUGACCGGAAAAUUCACCGAGAUCGGUUCUUCGGCUCUGUUUCGUCUUCCUCUGAUUCCAGCUCCAGCAUUUUCUCCUCUUCCGACACUGAGAUCACGCACGGUAAGAAGAUAUCUUCUUCCAGGCCAUUAUGUUUCGGCCCUUCCAAGACAAAACCAAGAAAAACAGAGGACAAAGCUCUGUUCCAUCAAAACAGAGCAAUCCGAGUGUCCCACGACUACGAUUACGCCUCCGACGCUACGAGAUACGACGAGAAUUGGGAAACACAUAGAAUCAAAAGAUCUUCAAAGAGCUCGAGUAAUCAAAAGAAGACCAAAACUCCAGCUUCACCUGGAGGACGAAUCGUUAGUUUCAUCAAUUCUCUGUUCAGCAGCAAUUCCAAACAGUCCACGGCGGUUAAGAGUUAUCCGAGGAAGACGAGCUACGACGAUUCCGGUUUCGUCCGGAAACCAAAUGAUUAUCAUCCAUCUACGUGUUCUUCAGCUUCUUCCUUCUCCAGGUCGUGCAUGAACAAAAGCUCCGAGAAAUCAUCUGACCGUAUCAAACGAAGCGUUAGGUUCUCUCCGGUCAAUGUUACCGUUCCAGAGAGCAGAUCCUUUGUCGACAAAUCUUCGCUCUACGCAGAAGAGGAAGAGGACUAUUUCGGUAACAUCAGAAGAAAGUCGGUGAAGAAGAAUGUGGAGGAUGGAGGGAGGAGAUCAGUGGAGGAGAUAGCGAGGGAGUUUUUGAAAGACUAUCACAAGAAUCAUGAAAACAGUUUGGUGAAGAAUAAUAAUGAUUUCGAGGAUUAUGAAGAUGAGGAUGAUGAUGAUGCAAGUGAUUCGAGUUCGGAUUUGUUUGAGCUGGAUUUAGUUGGAAAUCAUCAUAACCUGUACGGAGACGAACUUCCUGUGUAUGAAACCACUUUUGCUGGUUUGAUCCUGUGA
Messenger RNA from Microthlaspi erraticum, 1086 nucleotides. The record is from the annotation of a GenBank genome assembly. NCBI's taxonomy places the organism in Eukaryota, Viridiplantae, Streptophyta, Magnoliopsida, Brassicales, Brassicaceae.